Messenger RNA from Aspergillus wentii DTO 134E9, 1292 nucleotides. RefSeq lists its product as uncharacterized. Gene Ontology annotation, molecular function: carbon-oxygen lyase activity, acting on phosphates. Lineage: Eukaryota; Fungi; Ascomycota; Eurotiomycetes; Eurotiales; Aspergillaceae. The transcript has a single exon. The coding region runs from base 271 to 1215 and encodes 314 amino acids. The record is from RefSeq and is a predicted model, not a curated record.
CUGGCAAGAGAUGUUAUCUUUUGACAGCAAGGCUGGCGCUACAAUCGCAGUCACAUCCAAAGAUCAAAUGCUAUUCGAAGGGUUUCUUUCGAACUGCCGGCCACACUAAGAAUUAUCCCAUCUAGCGCUUACUUCACCAACGAUCCUUGUCAAGCUGAAGUUCUCAAAGGUACGCGAUCUACUCUAUACAAAUACUUACAAUGGCUGCCCAACCAUUGUUCUUACCGCCACAAAUUUUUUCCAAAUCGCUACUUCACAACGAAUCUCAAUAUGAUUAUUAGUACUCUCCUGUCCAAAACUGAAUAUGCGGCGAUUCUGUCUGUGUUUCUAGAGGACAUGAACUUGGCCACGCCCUCAGUCGAGUAUGACUUUACCAUCCGAGAGCCAGUAUUAGAAUACUUCAGCGAUCAACCAUGGAGUCCUGACCUGAACGAGAAAGCCGUCACUCUGGCCAAAGCGAUGGUCACCAGUCUGAAUCUAUGUUGGCCCCGUGUACCACACGAUGUGAAGAUCGCAGCGAGCAUCUUUGCCAUCUACAACACUUUCAUCGAAGAUAUUUCGGGCGAUAUUCAGGACGAGAUUCGGCGAUUCGCCUUUAACUUGACCGCGGGUCAACGGCAGACAUCACCAGUUCUGCAGUCUUUGCAGGACUUUUUGCCCGGUCUGAGAAUGCUCUUCGGGCCCUGUGCAUACUCCGUGAUUAUAAGUGGCGUCAUUCAUUUUCUCAAUGGAUGUCUCAUUGAGCAGAGAUACGACGGCAAGCUGGAAGUCCCAGCUGGCGCGGUAAACUUCCCGUCCUACUUUCGCCAAAAGACCGGGAAUGCAGAGGCACUUGUGCAGUUUGUCUUUCCUGAAGAAACAUAUCCGGAGGAUGUUUAUCUCAAGCAGUAUCUCCUGGUAAUUCCCGACUUCUGCGACGCGCUCAACUAUAUAAACGACAUUCUGUCCUUCUAUAAGGAGUCGGUUAUUGGCGAUGAGCAGCUGAAUUAUAUUUCUAAUGUAUCAAAGGUGCGAGGGAUAAGUCCCGCUGAUGCUUUACGGUUGACCUGCUCAAGCGUUGUUCAAACUAUGGGCAAUAUUCGAAAGACCCUAUCGGGCAAUCAAAGGAUGGUGGAAGAUAUUGAAUUGUCUUUAAAGGGCUAUGUGCAGUGGCAUUUGGAUCAGCCCAAACGCUACCAUCUUGGUGACCUGGAGAUUGUUUAUAGUCGCCUAUAGUCCUGUCAAUGUAUAUAUUCGUUUCUUCCUUUCAUAAACAAUACGAUAGACACAACCAUGGUUAUCGUGCGCCUAUC